Oncorhynchus kisutch (coho salmon) is the source of this 2466-nucleotide messenger RNA. RefSeq names its product forkhead box protein L2. The coding region runs from base 680 to 1597 and encodes 305 amino acids. The record is from RefSeq and is a predicted model, not a curated record. The transcript has a single exon. Gene Ontology annotation, biological process: regulation of transcription by RNA polymerase II; cell differentiation; anatomical structure morphogenesis. Gene Ontology annotation, molecular function: RNA polymerase II cis-regulatory region sequence-specific DNA binding; DNA-binding transcription factor activity, RNA polymerase II-specific. NCBI's taxonomy places the organism in Eukaryota, Metazoa, Chordata, Actinopteri, Salmoniformes, Salmonidae.
AUACAGGACGUAACAGUUUGCUAUUUUGUCAAUCAUAACUGUGUCCCAUGCUACAUUAACACGUGCCUUGAAUGGCAUUGAAAUUCACGAAAUGAAUUACAGUACCUUGAAAUUCUCUUUCUCUUAAUAAUUUAUUUUUGACACAAACUUUUCUCUAAACUGCAAUGAGUGCUAUCUUGUCUAAACCCCACUCUAACACAUGUUAUUUUUUAAACGUGUGUGAACAGGAAAAUGUAUUUGAUCAUGUGAAGUGGGUAGACGAGAGAUUCCUCACCACGCAGCUGUACACCAACAGAGGCGGAACUCGUCCAACGCGCACAAAUCACAGAGCAGUACGUCGCACGACGCACUGGAGUGCCACCGCCACUAGUAGGCCUACCGUCUGCCUGUGGAAAAAAAGCGAAAAGGGCUGGGCUUAGAGAGGAAUCAAACCACAACCUGGGCUGCGCCUCCAUCACAAACCAGUUUGGAAGAACGUUUGUUCUAGAGGAGAGUCUAGUGCCUAACAAGUCACCAACUGUGGCUCAAAACACGGAUUUCUCUGCGCGCUCAACGUUAAGGAGGCAGCCUCAGAGUUUUGUUUUGAAGUCCAUCUUGAGGUGCUACGGCUAAUAUAAUUUUCUGCAAGUGUAGUUAAUCGCGUUUGUUGUUCUGUAUUUGUUUUGUUUUGGUGUGCGCAAUGAUGGCCACUUACCAAAACCCAGAGGAUGACGCAAUGGCCCUGAUGGUCCACGACACCAACAUGGCGAAGGAUAAGGAGCGACCCAAAGAGGAACCGGUCCAGGAAAAAGUUUCGGAGAAAACGGACCCGUCUCAAAAACCACCGUAUUCGUAUGUGGCUCUCAUUGCCAUGGCCAUCCGGGAGAGCACUGAGAAGCGCCUCACUUUGUCUGGUAUUUACCAGUAUAUCAUAACCAAAUUCCCUUUCUACGAGAAAAACAAGAAAGGCUGGCAAAACAGUAUCCGGCACAACUUGAGUCUGAAUGAAUGCUUCAUCAAGGUUCCUCGCGAGGGAGGCGGCGAGAGAAAGGGGAAUUACUGGACCCUUGACCCGGCGUGCGAGGACAUGUUCGAGAAGGGAAACUACAGAAGGAGACGUAGAAUGAAACGUCCCUUCAGACCUCCACCGACCCAUUUCCAGCCCGGGAAAUCCCUCUUCGGCGGUGAUGGGUACGGCUACCUGUCCCCUCCGAAGUACCUGCAAUCCAGCUUCAUGAACAACUCGUGGUCGCUGGGCCAGCCGCCCACCCCGAUGUCCUACACCUCCUGUCAGAUGGCCAGUGGCAACGUGAGUCCCGUCAAUGUGAAAGGACUGUCCGCUCCCUCCUCAUACAACCCGUACUCCCGGGUGCAAAGCAUGGGUCUCCCCAGCAUGGUGAACUCUUAUAAUGGCAUGAGCCAUCACCACCACCCGCACGCUCACCAUGCCCAGCAGCUGAGCCCCGCGACCGUUGCGCCACCCCCGGUAUCCUCCAGCAACGGAGCGGGCCUGCAGUUCGCCUGCUCCCGCCAGCCUACCGAGCUCUCCAUGAUGCACUGUUCGUAUUGGGAUCACGAGAGCAAACACUCUGCGUUACACACGAGGAUUGACAUUUAGAGUUUACGAGAGGGCCACUUGUAAAAUGGACCCUCGUGAGAGAAAGACAAUAAGUCUAUUCCUGUGUAUUCAAACCAGAAAAAAAGUAUUUUUGAAGAGACAAUACUAUGACGGGCUCUUUUGAUCCAAAUAAUGUACUGAAAAUUCAUAUGGAAAGAUAUACAAGUGGGGAUGCUGAGAGGAUUUUCAAAAACUGGAAAUGGUGAUAUUAAGAGGUCUCGACUAGGCACGAGGUAAAGCAGAACUUUUGGGGGCCAUUUCGUGCGCCCACUGUUGCCUUGGACUGAAGGCAACAGUGUGUUAUAAACACUGUAGUAUGUUAUAAACAUUUGUAAAAUCAGACCAGUUCCCUAUUCAUGGGGAUACAAAUUCAAAAUACAAUUAAUUGAAAACAAAAUACACAAAACCCUCCCCCUGUCUUGGAAUUCAAAACAUCACCUGAAUGAGUGAUAAUUUAAUUAGAACUACGUAUUUGAACUAGUAUCGUGAACUGAGCCAACUCCAGCAAGAUCAGGUGAAAAUUUGAUUAUUUAGCCUGUCAUUAUUUUUUUAUAUAUUUUUUCCCGUUUCACAGUACUUCAUCCGAGUGCAGGUGGAAAGAGAGAGAGAGAGCACCGUCAGAAGGAGCAAUACCAAAGAUGUGUUUGUUACUUCUGGGGUCAUUGACUUUGUAGGCUUCGUGACCUCUGAUAGAGAUGGUUUAGUUUCCGAUAACAUUCAGUCCAGUGGCAGAUUUUUUUUUAACCUUUCUUGUUUUUUAUAAACGUAAUUAUUUUUGUCUCAUUCAUGUUGGGACCAUGUUAAAUUAGCACUUUUCCCUCUUUUUCUAGUUUUGUGAAUGUCUUAAUAAACUUUUUUUCAAAGUAAAA